This is a messenger RNA of Spodoptera frugiperda (fall armyworm), 1595 nucleotides long. Its product is annotated as facilitated trehalose transporter Tret1-2 homolog. The record is from RefSeq and is a predicted model, not a curated record. NCBI's taxonomy places the organism in Eukaryota, Metazoa, Arthropoda, Insecta, Lepidoptera, Noctuidae. Gene Ontology annotation, cellular component: membrane. Bases 125 to 1543 code for a protein of 472 amino acids. The transcript has 8 exons. Gene Ontology annotation, molecular function: transmembrane transporter activity. Gene Ontology annotation, biological process: transmembrane transport.
AUUUUAUUUACUAGCCAGUUAGAAACUCAGACCAGAGUAGGAAAGGUCUGGGUCUGAAAAAAGAUCUGAAUUUUUUGACUACUUAUAUUUUUUUUUAAUUGUGUUUAGUUAUUUUGCUUUCAAAAUGGGUUUGUUGUAUCAAUUUCUUGGGACGCUGAUCAUCAGCACAAUGGGCAUAAACAUGGGUGUAAUCUUCGCCUGGCCAGCAUUUACCAUCACUCUCUUCCAAACGCCAAACACAACACUGGACAGACCAAUGACAGACACUGAAAUAUCAUUGUUUGGCAGUCUGUCGUCUAUUGGAGCUCUCAUUUCAACGCCAUCUGCUGGUUACAUGCUGGAACUGUUGGGCAGAAGAAACUGUUCUGUUGUCAAUUGUUUGGGAUUAGUUCUCGUCUGGGUAAUAUUAGUCUGCACAAGAAACGUAGUAGCAGUGCUGGUAUCAGUAUUCCUAUCUGGAAUCGCCAGUUCAGUCUUCCUCGUUGGUACCGUCUACAUCAGUGAGAUCUGCCAAGAGUCUAUUAGAGGAGGCAUGACUGCUUGCAAUAUGGUCUCCUAUGGGUUGGGAAUGCUCCUCUCCUAUUUGCUUGGAGGGUUCCUCUCUUAUGACGUCAUGCUGUAUGUUGGACUGUCCAUGUCCAUUGCUGGUACUUGCUGCUUGUUCAUCUUGAGGGAGACUCCUAUGUAUCUGUUGAAUAAGGGGAAGGAAAAGGAAGCAGCAAAAUCUUUAGCGUUUUACAGAAUGUGGAAAUUGAACUCGAAAGAACUUCAAGAUGAAAUGAACAACAUGAAGCGUGCACUUAAUCCGGAUCUCGGAGAUGAGACACCAGAAGAAGAAAAAUUGCAGCAAGAUAUUAAACCUGCCGCUCCAGAAAAAUUGUCACUAUGGAAGUUCAUCAAAAAAUCAAAAUCUACACAACGUUCUUUUCUGGUGAACAUGGUGGUGAUGACUGCAGCCAUCUUCCAAGGUCUGGUGGUUGUCCAGAUCUACGCGGAGCCCAUAUUCACUGAAGCGGUGCCAACAGCCUCUCCUACACUUUGCAGUGUGAUGUUAGCAGUGACAACUGUGUUGGCUGGUAUGGUCGCUGCAUACGCUACCGAUUCACUUGGAAGACGGCCCCUAAUGAUCUACGCGUCCCUAGGCAGUGGAAUAAGCUGUGUGGUCCUAGGCACUCUGAUGCAGUUCCACUGGGGACCGAGCUGGUUGACUGCUGCCUUCAUAUACGCCUUCGCAGUCAUGUACACAUGCGGAGCCGGUACUGUGCCGUUUGUACUAAUGGCCGAAACAUUCUUGCCUGAAGUAAAGAGUUUCUUCUCGAUGGUCUUAGUGGAGUACGUAUGGAUGUGCAACUUCGUGAUCCUCUUCAUCUUCAACCCUCUCCUCAAGGCCCUCGGCUGGGGUCCCGUCUUCUACAUCUUCGCCGUCAUCUGCUUUCUAAGUUCUUCUUUCUGUGUUUUCUUUCUACCUGAAACCAAAGGAUUGACUGUCGAAGAGAUCCAGACUAAAUUUACGUCCAAAAGAAAAGCGCCGAAAUUGUACUAGCUGUUGUUUAGUAUUAGUUUUAAUAAAUUAUUGUUUAGCUUUAAUUAUGUUA